AUGCUGCCCAUCACCGAUUGGUCGUCCGAGGCCGUGCGGCCCGCCCUCAUCCUCAUCCUGAAGCGGCUUGACCGCAUGUUCAACAAGAUCCACAAGAUGCCUACGCUCAGUGGAGUGAAGUACCGUACCGUAUCUGUCUUGACUCCCAGCGUCAGCCAUCAUCUCCUUCCUCCCUCACCUCCGCUCCCUCAUCAACGUCUGUGUCAACCUGGUGAUGGGGUAGUAGGCCCCUCCAGUGUGGCUGAUGGGCUGCCCCUGCUCCACCUGAGCCCGUAUCUGUCCCCCCCUCUACCCUUCAGCACAGCAGUGGUCCGCCUGGUGGCUCUGCAGAUACAGGCUUUGAAGGAUGACUUCCCCCUGAGCCAUGUGAUCUCCCCCUUCACCAAUCAGGAGAGGCGAGAGGGCAUGCUGCUCAACCUGCUGAUUCCAUUCGUGCUGACAGUGGGUUCAGGGAGCAAAGACUCCCCACACCUGGAGCAGCCUGAGGUCUCUCUGCUCCUGCAGACGGUCAUCAACAUCCUCCUCCCCCCGCGCAUCAUCAGCACGUCCCGGACCAAGAACUUCAUGCUGGACACKUCCCCCGCCCACUGCUCCACKCCGGGGGACCAGGGCAAGGACCUGAGGAGAGAGGGCCUGGCCGAYUCCACCAGUCAGGCUGCAUACCUGG
Salvelinus sp. IW2-2015 is the source of this 667-nucleotide messenger RNA. The record is from RefSeq and is a predicted model, not a curated record. NCBI's taxonomy places the organism in Eukaryota, Metazoa, Chordata, Actinopteri, Salmoniformes, Salmonidae.